UGGGGUGUGGCAGGCUUGUUCAAUUUCCGCGGGAACCCUUCUGUGUUUUGUAUCCUCAGUUUAUAUAAGCUGUCAUUGGGGUGACAAAUCCUUCUCUCUCCCCCGCUUGCAAUCUCCGGAGGUGUACAGUCAACAGCAAACCACCGGUCGCUGCACUGCACUCGGAAUAGAGAGUGUAGAAAUUGGAAUAUAUCACAUCUGCAAGUUGUUUGGGCUUGUAUUUGACCUAGACCAACCGCAAACAUGACAAUAAACAAACAAACAAUCCGAGACCAUGGUCAACAUUAUCGACCACGUAUGGCAUGCCUCAAAAAGGUGGAGGCCUUUGUGGUGGAGAUGCAGGAUCCUAAGACUGGGGUGAAGGGAACAGAGCAGAAGCUAAACGUCACCACCAUCCCACAUGUCAUCACCGGUCAGGAUGUUUUGGCCUGGAUUGUCAACAAGAUGAAGGUUUCCACCGAAGAGGCCCAGGCUUUUGGCACCAUGCUGGUUGCCUACGGUUACGUCUACCCUCUGCAGAACCACAAGAAGUUGGUGCUUUGCCCCGACGCCACCCUCUACCGCUUCCAGACUCCAUAUUUCUGGCCUUCGCAGAAAUGGCCUGCAGAAGACACUGACUACGCCAUCUACUUAGCCAAGAGAAACAUCCGGAAGAAGGGUAUGCUGGAGCCGUAUGAGCAGGAGCACUACGACCACCUCCACAAAUGGAUGAACAACAAGUGGGACUUCAUUGUGAUGCAGGCUACGGAACAGUACAAAGCUUCGAAGGAGAGGAAGAAGCCUGAUCGUGUCGUCUUAGACUGCCAAGAGAGGGCCUACUGGAUAGUGCAGAAGCCACCAGCUCGGACUCACAGCGCUAUGGACUACGGCGUGAACCGCCUGAUCGACCCCAACGCUGACGAGGGUAACAGAACUUCACUUACGAUCACUACCGAAGAGUUAACAUAUUCCUUCAACAAGCCAUCAUGAGGUCAAAGGUCAAAUCCACGGUGUCCCUCGGAGCGUGA
Hypomesus transpacificus is the source of this 1007-nucleotide messenger RNA. RefSeq names its product regulator of G-protein signaling 9-like. Gene Ontology annotation, biological process: intracellular signal transduction; G protein-coupled receptor signaling pathway; regulation of G protein-coupled receptor signaling pathway. Lineage: Eukaryota; Metazoa; Chordata; Actinopteri; Osmeriformes; Osmeridae. The transcript has 11 exons. The record is from RefSeq and is a predicted model, not a curated record. The coding region runs from base 244 to 969 and encodes 241 amino acids.